This is a messenger RNA of Drosophila ananassae, 1439 nucleotides long. RefSeq lists its product as uncharacterized. Bases 156 to 650 code for a protein of 164 amino acids. The transcript has 2 exons. NCBI's taxonomy places the organism in Eukaryota, Metazoa, Arthropoda, Insecta, Diptera, Drosophilidae. Gene Ontology annotation, cellular component: mitochondrion. Gene Ontology annotation, biological process: mitochondrial respiratory chain complex IV assembly. The record is from RefSeq and is a predicted model, not a curated record.
UGAUAUUUUUUUUGUUAUCAACAGCCCUACUGUUUUUGUUUCAAAUCGGGGGACAUGUCGUAACCCAAUACGACAAUAAUAGAUCCACAAAAGACCAAAUUCGCAGUUUAUGCCUUUCCGGAUCAGGUCACGUCCCGCAGAUUGUAAUCCUAGAAAUGUCGGCAGCGUCGCGGGUAACUUUGGGCCUGGCAGUCACAGUUUCCACCGCUAUCAUAGGUUAUGUGCACUAUAAACAAUCUGCUGACCGGUUAAAGCUCCACGAUGGUGUUCUGCGGGAUGUGGAGCGGCAGCAACGUCGCAAACACGAAAACACAUACACGCUGCAGCAACAGAUAGACAUCACCAAGCAACUGAAGGCCACGGAGGCUUCAGCGUCUAACGUGUCUUCGAACUCCAAUACCACCAAUGCCUCUACCACUCCCCUGCCACCCACCCAAUCGCCAUCGCGCAGGACCAUCCAACUGGAGACUGAAGUCACAACAGUUGCAGUGCCGAGUGUGAAGCUUCCCAAACGCCAGAAUCCGCCUCAGCCGAUGUCAGGAGCAGCAGAUGGCACUGAACCAGCAGCAGCAGCUGCAGGAUCUGCUGGUCCGCAGUCGGAGGACGAGUCAGCCAAAGAGAAUGUCGGGACGAGCACUGAUAAUGUCUGAUUCUGGGAAACAACAGCAGGAGCUAGGAGUAGUUUUCAAAUCCACUUUAGUUAGCAACUAAAAUUAGACCAUGGUCUGCCAAUAGACCAUUAAAAUAUUGCAUUUGUUAUGUUUUUCGCUAUUUGAUUUUGGAUAAUGAAUAUCAAGAUAUGAAAGAGUUUGAAAUAAUUGCAGAAAUAAUAAUUGUUAUGUAGCAACAUUAAAAGAAAAAAUAUAAAUUAUAAAACUAUUUGGUUGGAAAAGUGUUUGCUUGUAAAUAUUAGCAAAUUUAUUAAAAAUCUAAAUGCAUCUUAAAAACUUUCACACAUUUUCAAAACAAUAAUUUUUAACGCCAUAUUCAGAUAAAUAUUUUUACAUAGUCUGACGGAAAAUAAACAUUUUGAAUUAGUUUUAAAUACACAUAAAUGAAUUUCCGGAAUAUAUGUAUAUUGUAUGUUUUUAAAAAGUACAUAAUGUAUGCAAUAUUUUCAUAAUUUCACGUGGUCUGAUUAGUUUGCCGGCCAGGAGCAAACUCUUAAAUAUUUUAAUAUUUAAACUACAGUUUUCAUUUAAAGCUCCAUUAUGCUUUGUCAUCUGUAUAUAGUAUUACUCAAUUUUAUUAUUACGAAUGUGUGUUAUAAGUAAUUACAAUUCUAAUGGGCGCUCGGUAAAGUAUAUAGCGGGGGGUUUGUACAUAGGUGGUGGUGGAACACCCCACUCCUCCUCUACUCCACUCUUCUCCGUUUACAAAAAAAAGAGAUUUAAAAAAAGGAUAAAUGAACGUCGAGAAUAAAAUACACGAUACUUGGA